UCUGCCUUGCAGGUUAAUCUCCGAGCCACUGAUGUCAAGCUUAUGCGUCAGCUGCUCAUCAUCAAUGAAAGUAUUGAGUCAAUCAAGUGGAUGAUUGAAGAGAAGGCUAUUGUCAGCAGAGGUAGCAGUUUGAGUGGCAGCCUGUGCAGCUUACUGGAAAGUCAAGACACAUCUCUCCAGGGCAGCUGCAACAGUUUACAAGACUGUAGUGAUGGACUAGAUGGAAUAUCAGUGGGGAGUUAUUUGGACACUUUAGUGGAUGAUGUACCUGGUCACCAAACCCCCUCAGAUAUGGACCAGUUCAGUGAUUCUUCUGUUCUCGAGGACUCACAACCCCUGCAUAAGCAUCCCAAAAUUGAUUCUGAUGAGUACUACUGUUUUGGUUAAUAAAAAAGAAAGUUCCAUUGGGACACGUGCACUUGUAUUAAUCUUUUUUCUUUGCUGCUAUUUUAUUUCAUGUGCAAAAAACCCAGACUUCUCUUGGAAGGAAAACAUUCUUUGAUUCCAAUUUAGAACUUUUCUACUGCUCCUGAAACAUUUUCUCAUAGAUGGGUUGUGUCUUCUCCUCCACUUCUCUUUUUUCUUAAUUUAUUGUUGCAAUUUUUCUUAUUUUGUUUUAAUUUUUUAUAAUACUGUAUUUACGAGUUUUUAAAAGUGGUGAAGGAAAAGCUUUAGCUUUAAAAUGAGACGUCAGCAUGAGAGUUUCAGUUUUGUACUAGCUGGCAAUAAAAAGUCAUCUGAUAACAGUAUGUUGUGGUAAAUCUUCCUGACUGCCAGAUUUUUGCCUUUCCUGAGACACUAUUAUUCAGCCUUAGGUCUGAAUCUUGACCUACAAAAUAAUACUACCUUUUGUAAACAAAGAUAUUUGAUCCAGUUAAGCUGUUUUCACUUGGAGUAAAAACUUUUCCAGAC
Molecule: messenger RNA, 912 nt
Organism: Struthio camelus australis
Lineage: Eukaryota; Metazoa; Chordata; Aves; Struthioniformes; Struthionidae
Source: RefSeq, a predicted model, not a curated record